AUGGGCUGCGUGGGGUCGACUGCGAAGGAAGAGUCCCCUAAAGGCAAGAAGGUGGUGAAGCCCAAGGCGUGGAAGCACCCAACGCCGCUGUCACAGGCGGAGCUGGCGCGCAUGAGGGAGGAGUUCUGGGACACGGCGCCGCACUACGGCGGCCAACGAGAGAUAUGGGACGCGUUGAAGGCGGCCACAGAGGGGGACCGAAGCAUGGCACAAGUGAUAUUGGAGUCAGCAGGGGUGGUGGUCGACGUACCAGACAUGUCCGUGUGCUACGAUGAGAGAGGAGCCAAGUACGAGCUACCUCACUAUGUUUUAAGCGAUCCCAUCAACCUCAUAAAGGAAUCCUGA
Molecule: messenger RNA, 345 nt
Organism: Closterium sp. Yama58-4
Lineage: Eukaryota; Viridiplantae; Streptophyta; Zygnematophyceae; Desmidiales; Closteriaceae
Source: the annotation of a GenBank genome assembly